This is a messenger RNA of Cynoglossus semilaevis (tongue sole), 1270 nucleotides long. RefSeq names its product thiamin pyrophosphokinase 1 (gene tpk1). NCBI's taxonomy places the organism in Eukaryota, Metazoa, Chordata, Actinopteri, Pleuronectiformes, Cynoglossidae. Gene Ontology annotation, molecular function: thiamine diphosphokinase activity; thiamine binding; ATP binding. The record is from RefSeq and is a predicted model, not a curated record. The transcript is spliced from 10 exons. Gene Ontology annotation, biological process: thiamine metabolic process; thiamine diphosphate biosynthetic process. The coding region runs from base 181 to 927 and encodes 248 amino acids.
UUACUCUCUUCGACUGUUUACAUGGUCUAAGGCGGAAGUCCUGAAUCUCCAUGGAUAAAGAGUUGUCACCUUUGGACUGCCUGCUGCCCUCAGGAUCUGCAGUACAAGACAGAAGCAGGUGUUUAAAGAGAUGAAUGGACAAAUCAAUGAAAGGAAGAAAAUAAGGUCUGACUAAAUGACAUGGAAAAGGAGCCACAGACAAUGGUUCAUUCAUUUGGCACGCUAAGAAUCUGUUUGAUUAUUCUGAACCAGCCUAUUGAUGAGGACUACCUGCGUGUUCUCUGGAAUAAAGCUCUCCUGAGGGCGUGUGCUGAUGGAGCUGCCAAUCACUUAUAUAACGUCACUGCUGGAGACCGUGACAGCUUCCUCCCCGACUUUAUCAAUGGGGAUUUUGAUUCCAUCACCACCAAGGUCAAAGAUUUCUAUGCCGACAAGGGUUGCAAGCUGAUUGAAACAUCUGACCAGGACCUGACAGACUUCACCAAAUGUCUUGCGAUCACAGUAGAGGAAAUUCAGAGGAGACAGUUGCAGGUGGAUGCCAUUGUGACUCUGGGUGGUUUGGCCGGGAGGUUUGAUCAGAUCAUGGCAUCUGUAGAGACACUCCACCACGCUCUGUCCAUGUCAAAGCUACCUUUGUUUGUCAUACAGGAGAAGAGCCUGGUGUAUCUACUCAGACCUGGCAGCCACAUACUAGGAGUAAACACAAGCCUUGAAGGAGACUGGUGUGGUCUCAUUCCAGUCGGUGGACCGUGUCAGACAAUAACAACUGGACUCAAAUGGAACCUGGACAAUGAAGUCCUGGAGUUUGGAAAGCUGGUGAGCACCUCCAACACCUACGAGCCCGUCGAACCCGAAAUCCCACGGAAGCCUGUCACUGUCACCACGGACAGACCAGUACUAUGGAGUAUGGGCAUUCGCAAGAAAUAGGAAUGAAAGAAAAAAAAAAAAAAAACAAUCAUCUAAGCCCAAAACCGCACCAGACAAACCUCAAUCAACAGUAAAAUAGAAAUUGAGAAGAAUGUACAAAAAAUAUUAUGCUGCAAUUUCCAAGAUCACGUCUGAAAUUUGUAUUUUUUAAACAUCUAUUAUGUAUUAAUGCAUCCUAACAUUCAAAACUGCUAGUUUUGAAUGUUUGGAUGCUAUAAUGAUCACAUUCAUUUUUUUUCAAAAUGAUCAUCUCUUGUGAAUUUAGACAUAAAUAGGCACCUUUAUACAAAUAGAAUGUUUAUUUUACACUGUUGUCUUAUAAAGCAAGGGUUACCAAAAAAAA